This is a messenger RNA of Pyrus x bretschneideri (Chinese white pear), 657 nucleotides long. RefSeq names its product 60S ribosomal protein L27. Gene Ontology annotation, cellular component: ribosome; cytosolic large ribosomal subunit. The coding region runs from base 25 to 432 and encodes 135 amino acids. NCBI's taxonomy places the organism in Eukaryota, Viridiplantae, Streptophyta, Magnoliopsida, Rosales, Rosaceae. Gene Ontology annotation, molecular function: structural constituent of ribosome. Gene Ontology annotation, biological process: translation. The record is from RefSeq and is a predicted model, not a curated record. The transcript has a single exon.
AGAGAGAAGAGAGAGAAACCAGCCAUGGUGAAGUUUCUGAAGCCAAACAAGGCGGUGAUCAACCUCCAGGGCCGCUACGCCGGGCGCAAGGCUGUCAUCGUACGCGCCUUCGACGAGGGCACCCGCGACCGUCCCUACGGCCACUGUUUGGUUGCGGGGAUUAAGAAGUACCCAGGCAAGGUCAUCCGCAAGGACUCCGCCAAGAAGACGGCCAAGAAAUCCAGAGUGAAGGCCUUCAUCAAGCUCGUGAACUACCAGCACCUGAUGCCAACGCGCUACACCCUGGACGUGGAUCUCAAAGACGUCGUCAACGUCGAGUGCUUGCAGACAAAGGACCAGAAGGUCACUGCUUUGAAGGAGGUCAAGAAGCGGUUCGAGGAGCGGUUCAAGACCGGGAAGAACAGGUGGUUCUUCACCAAGCUCAGGUUCUGAGGACCUUUCCAUACGGCGCCGCACUGGAAAUGGGGUCUGUCUGAUUUUGGGUUUAUGUUUUUUCGAGUUUAAGUUUAAUUUUGAAAUGAAAUGAGACGUUUUUAUGGAUUUUAUGGAUUAAUGUUUAGCUUGAGUGAUUAGAUUUUGUAUUACUGAGAUGUUUAAUUUUGGGUCUUUCUGGAUUUUGCUUUAUUUUCCUGCAAUUUUAUAUCAGCAUUGUUCUUC